Molecule: messenger RNA, 3628 nt
Organism: Corvus hawaiiensis (hawaiian crow)
Lineage: Eukaryota; Metazoa; Chordata; Aves; Passeriformes; Corvidae
Gene: FYB1
Product: FYN binding protein 1
Exons: 19
Coding region: 197-2737 (846 amino acids)
Biological process (GO): T cell receptor signaling pathway; integrin-mediated signaling pathway; protein localization to plasma membrane
Cellular component (GO): plasma membrane
Molecular function (GO): lipid binding; protein binding
Source: RefSeq, a predicted model, not a curated record
AGCAGUUACUGUUCAUGGUAAUGAAACCCACAAGUGUAUCUUGUGAGAAGCAAAACUCCUCUUUAGCAAAAAGACCAGGCCGUUAAGUUGAUACACCCGUGGAUUGUUGCAUUGAGGGAGCCAGUUUUUCUGCUUGUAUCAAAAUAUUGGAGAGCUUUGGGAUAUCCAGAGUUGCAAGCCACGUGUGAAGUUACUCAUGGAGAAAUUUGAGGGAGGUAACAGAGACACAGAGGAUAUGUCAAACAGUCGACCCAUCAAAAUGCCAAGACAAGAUGUACCUACAGGAAUACAGACAAGGAAAGCAGUACUUGAGAAAUUUGCAAGUAAAGGAUAUGAAGCAUGUUCUCCAGGACCCAGUACCCUUCAAAAACCUGUUCAGCCUAAGCCUCCUCUGGGAGUCAAGCCUUCAAGUGAUGACAAAACAGAGAAAGAUCCAAACCCACCACAUUUGAACCCAGUGGCACAAAGGUUUGGUGUUCAGCUUCAGCCCACUAGCAGAGGAAAUGAUGAAAAAACUGCAUGCACUAAAUUCUCUAUCAAAACCAGUGACCCAUCAAGAGAAGACCCAAAGCCUUUGAACCCAAAACCUGCGUGGAACAAGUUCCUUUCUCCUCCUGAUAAAGAAAAAAGUUCUCUGGGACCAAAACCAAAUUUAAAUUUUGUACCACAGGAGAGUGAGGCAAAACCAGAAUUUUCAAAAGUAGCUGCAGUUAAGGAAAAAUUAAGGUCUGCAACACAAGAAAAUGAGCCCAAGCCUCCUGUUUCUAAACCACCUCUUGCACAGAAGCCUUCUCUAAACAAUGAGGUAUCUCAGAAUGAAGACACUUCUAAUAAAAGUGGUUUUCUGCAAAGACUGUCAGGACCUAGAACAAAUACACACGCACUCCCAGAAGCAAAGGAAAUGGGUGAAAAUAAUAACUCUGCUGCAGAAGCUGCAGGCAGUCAUUUUCCUAAAAUAACUCUGAAGCCUACUGGCCACAGGUCCAGCUUAUCAAAAGGAACCCCCAAAACUGUGGAGGAAAACACUGAAGAAAAGGGAAUGAGUGCUGCCAAGAACAUCUUCCUCAACAAAAUCAUCCAGGAAGAAUCAGGUUCUUCUCAUAAAUUCCAUAAGAUGAAUACAGCACUUGCUGCAGAAAGACCAUCAGGUGAACCACAAGAUAAAGAGGAUGAGGACAGGAGUUCUAAAAUGCCCAAGCGGAAAACCUUGCCCUCAGUGUUCAAGCUGGGCCAGCCCCCACAGAAGCCAAGCAGACCCCCCGUUGUGCACCUGGGAAAGUUCCGGAAGAGCCGCCAAAAAAAUAAUCCUAAAAAUGAAGGUUUGAAACAGAAAACACCUUCUUCAGCAGCACUUGCCCUACCAAUAGCUCCAUCACACUCUGCUGUGCAGUUGCCACCUCCUCCACCAGCCUCUCACCCAUCGCUGCAGGUGCCAGCAGCUCCCAGUCUGCCUCCCAGAAACAUGAAGCCCAGCUCUGAAACAAUAAGCCCAGAGAAUGAAGAAAAUUAUGAUGACGUUGAAUUUGUUUCACAGGGUCAUGGAAAUACACCGAGGGGACAAGAAAGUGAUGGAGAAACAUAUGAAGACAUUAGUGACAUCAGACCACCAAGGAGAAAAGAGAAGAAGCGGGACAAAGAAGAUAAGAGAAGAAUGGACCAAGAGAAGAAAGAACAAAAGGAAAAAGAAAAGAAAGAACAGGAAUUAAGGAAAAAGUUCAAAUUAACGGGACCCAUCGAAGUCCUUCAUCAGGCACGAGCUUGCGUUGAUCACAAGGGAGGGAAGAAUGAACUGACUGUCAAACAGGGGGAUAAGAUUGAAAUCAUUCGCCUCACAGACAACCCAGAAGGAAAGUGGCUGGGCAGGAUAAAAGGAUGCUAUGGAUACAUUAAAACAACCAUGGUGGAGAUUGAUUAUGAUUCUUUAAAAAGAAAGCAAAAACCAUCUACCAGAGCUGCUGUGAAACAUACAGAGAGUGACCAAGAAACUUAUGAUGAUGUUGGAGAGCAGGACACGACUAGCAGUCAAAGUGGUGACCAAAGUGGAGGUGGAAACAUGUUCCCACCUCCUCCUUCUGAUCAAGACAUUUAUGAUGGAAUUGAUGAUGAAGAUGCUAUAGCUAGGUCUGUAUCACAGGAUGAAGAUAAGAAUGGUAUCUGGUCCUGGGGAAUCUUGAAGAGGCUAAAGGUCAAAGAUGUCAAAAAGAAAAGUGUACGAGAAAAAGCAGCCAAAGUCAAUGAGGCAGAAGAAAAUGAAAAUUUUUUCAUGUCUUCCUCAACAAGGCAGUCUGGAAAAGAUUAUGGAGACAAUGUUUAUGAUGACGUAGAUUCUUCAGACUUCCCUCCUCCACCACCUGAUCCCAGUUCAUCAAAAUCAGGAAGCUUUGGAAAACCUAAGUCAGAUGAAAAAUACGUACAAAAGCUCAAGAAGAUGGAAAAAGAAGAGAAAGAGUUCAGAAAAAAGUUCAAAUUUGACGGUGAAAUAAAAGUUCUUUACUCUACAACCACAGUUCAGGAUUUGUCUCAGAAAAGAUGGGGAUAUAAAGACUUACAAAUUAAACCAGGGGAAUCUCUUGACAUUAUUGAAAGUACAGAUGAUACUAAGGUCCUUUGCAGGAAUGAAGAAGGAAAAUAUGGCUAUGUUCUGAGAAGAAAUUUAGUUCAGAAUGAUGGAGACAUUUAUGAUGAUAUUGGUGACGAUUGCAUCUAUGAUAAUGACUCUGAUGCUGAAUUCUCUUGAAGUAACAAUUUCAUUGAAGAUCAAACUCUAGUUUGGAAUCCCACUUGUGAAAGCAAGAAGAGUCAUGAACACUGAUUGCAAGUUAAUUGGUUUCUCUUUUAAAUUACAAUUAACCUUUUUCUAGGAUUUCAGCCUUUUAUCUUCCAGUGCUUUGUAAAAAUUUGUAUUGCCAUUUAUCUGAGCAUUUAAAAUUUAGGGAAUAUGAGCUAAAGUAAGGAUUAUGAUUUUUCACUUCCUUUCCACAUUUCUGACAGUGCAUGUAGAAACACUUCUUUAUCUAUUCCCAAAGAGGCCAGUUCAUAUCUGUGAAGGGUACUAAGGACAAAAAUCCCUGGCAACAGGUUUUACUAUAUGUUUCACUUAUUAAACUGCCACUCUGGGUAGGACAGUAUUCUGAAAAAAAAAAUGAUGAUAACAUCCUGUUGUGAAAACAAGAAAUCAAAAGUGGGCAUCAGAGAAGACAAUACAUCACUGACCUGCCAUUCCAACUGCAAUAGUGUUAGCUACACUGACAUACACAGUCAUGUUCCAUUAUUGCAACAGUCUCUUUUUCUGUGUUGUACUAAUGAUAGAAUAUCAUUCUCUAAAAUUUAUUUGAAGUCUACUUUAGAGAAUAGUGUUCUACUGUAUACUGUAGUGUUGCUCAAAAUAUACUCAGAACAUUUAGUGUAAGAUUUAAUUUCUGUUUAGUUUGAAGAUAAGAUGUCACUAUAAUAAUAUAGGUAUUAUAAGCUAUAAACUGAUGAUAAACUUGUUGGAAAUUACUUCUAGACUAAAUAUAUAGGUACAUUUAUCACUCUAUUUUGAUAAUGCCUUUUUUUCCCUAAGUAUUGCAGUUUAAUACUAGAUUUGGCUAAGAAAGAAUACAGAAAUAAAACAUUUCCAUGCUUA